CACUUGUCUCUCACAGGGUCACACGAGGAAAGAAGUAGAUUCAGCCAUGUCCAGAGAUCGUCCCAUUUUGUUCUGUGUUUUCUUCACACUUAAACCUCUGUUGCUUCUUGGAGUCCCGAGUCACACUCUUGAGGUUUCCAGUUGUCAAACAGAGUAUGGACGAGAGGGAGGAAACAUUGUGCUGUCUCCAGGACCAAUCAAAGAAACAAUCACUAAGGCGCAGUGGAAAUAUAAUGAAAAAUAAAAUUGCAGACUCAAAAGCAGAUAUUACUGGACAUCAGUUUUCUGGCCGAGAGACAAUGGACAAAACAAAUUACAGUUUAACAUUAAAAGAGCUGAAGACCACAGACUCUGGGGAUUUUACUUUUAUCUCACAGGGAACAUCAGGACAAAGACCCACAUACUGCAUCAAACUAGUGGUACAAGAAGUCCUGACGUUGACACCCACUGUGACUGUCAUCAACAUCACCCAAACCACAAACAGCUCCUGUGUAGUUCUGACACAGUGCAGCUCAGAAUUUCACAAAGACGUGAGCUACAGGUGGACAGUGAACAACAGGAACUACAAUGGACCCAUGCUGGAGUACCCUCUUACAUCACAAGAUGGCACCAUUACCGUUAUAUGUACUGUGUCUAAUAUGGUCAGUGAGGUGUCAGAGAGCAAGAGCAUCAACUGCCAAUCAACCAAAGGCAAUGAUACAGUCAAUUCUAAUGGGCCUAUUAUUAUUGCUGGCCUGGUGUGUGCUGUCAUUCUUCUCACCCUGAUAGUCGUCUGUUGGUACAAAAAAACUACAGAAAGAUGCCAGAACAGUGACGCUGAAAAUGACCCGGAGGAUUCACCUGCCGACAAUCAGCAGCAGUUGUAUUCAUCUCUUCUUCACAGUGAUGUUAAUGUCUAUGAACCUAUCAGAGGCUCAAACAGCAAAGAUGCUGAGGAAACAAGCGACUAUGCAAAUGUCAAUAUCUCAUGAUCGGAGUUCAUUCAGUGUCUCUUAUUAUUUGCAUUAUUUUACAUAAGUCUGACCAGUCCAGCUCAUAAGUCACACUCAGAAGACAGAAAUGAACCUGUCCUGAAUAGCUUUAGAAUGAUCUUGAGCUGAAUCAGAACAAUUAUAAGAGCACAUAGACUAGUAUACGCCCAUGGACCACUAUGGAACAUACCUGCAGAACUGAGGGAGUACAGAGAUAUAAGGCCACACAGGAAUAUAAAACAAAAAAACUAUGAUUUAAUGCUCAAAAUUAUGUUCUAUUGUUUAAAGAAAGUGUUUUUUUUAUUUUUUAUUUUUUAUUAUUAAUUCUUAUUUGGUAUUGAGUAUUGACUACCUAUUUCAAGACCAAUAACGACCCUUUAGGGACUCCAUAGAGAAUACAUUGUGAAGCUGACUGAUGAUUUCAAAUAAGCACAAACUUGCUUCUUUUUUCAUAGCUUUUAAUUAUUUUUUUUCUUAUCCCCCCCCUUGUUUUUUGUAUGACUCUCUCAAACAAAAUACCAAGCGUGCUUUGUAUUAAUUAAAUUAGCUCCCCUUUGUUGCAUAAAAUAUAUAUAUAUAUAUGUAUAACAAUAACUGCAAUUCUGUUUCUGUUUUGAUAGUUUUAGCAUAAAGAUGUAUUUUGAUGUGCCACAAAUCCAAAAGGUACAACAUUUGAAAACCAACAAUCCAGUGAAAUAAGCAAAAUAAGCCUGAAAAGUUUAAUCAUUUAAUCUUUCUUGCAUAUUCAAAAAGAGGUGUUUAUAUUGCUAGAAAUGCCUUGAAAUAUGUGCAUUCUUGCUGUAACUAAGUAUGCUUGCCUUUUCACUGAUCUAACAUGCAACUUAAUGCUGCACUGUGAAACAUUUCCAGGUAAAGCAAUAACAUUACCAUGGAGGCAAGCACUGAACUCCUCACCAAGAAAGUUGCAUCGAGUACCUAGUAUUUCUUAGAGCGCUAUAUUACUGCUUCUCUCUGCUACACCAAACUUUAAUCAAAUGUUUAAAGAGUAGCACUGAAUCCACUUUUUCACUAAACUGACUCACUCUCCCCGUUAAUCCUCCAGGUACUGCCCAGUUUAGCAGCUCUAUGGCCUUGUCUAAUUUUUCUUUCCUCGCUUCCUCCUCCUUGAUUCUGCAGGAAAUGGGUGAGGAAGUCCUACCCACAAAGGAGACACAGCGAGGAGAGAGGAUGUAAACUCCUCACUGAGAUCAAUAAAGUUUGAUUCUUUUGUCUGAUGCUGGUCUCCUGAAGCCUCCCUCAGGUUUACUCUUUCAUUCCGCGGUUUUCUUUGGGACACCACUUAAUAUGACACAUUUGAUUGACAGCUGAAUAAUGGAAGAUCGAGGAAAGGAAUCAAGGAGAAGGAAGCGAAGAAAGAGAAAUGAAUCACGGCCUAUUAGAAAUGUGGUUGUGGGCGGAGUUUAUGCGUUUAGUCCCACUUUAAAUAUAUUUGAGGCACAUUUGAGAAGACGACAUUCGAACAUGGUAUUUAUUUCAGUCUUAAAAGUUUAUAACAACUUCUGGAUAACAUAACAUUGAAAACAAAACAAAACAAAAAAAUUAAUACACAUUUUUCAUUAUCGCACCCCAGGUUGACAAAUUCAUAAAAAAAUCACAGGAAAAAAGUAACAUUCUCCCCAGAACCGCUCCAAAUUACAGUACAUCAAGAGCAAAUGUGUGUCUUGUUCAAUGCAUUUCAAUAGGCUCAAAUGUACCAUUUGGCUAUAUUCAAGUGGUAUUGUAAAAGCAGUGGACAUCAAAUUACCCACGUUUCAAAUAGUGAUUUUUAUCCUUUAGCUCAUUCCCCAAUCAUCAGACUAUCUAAAGAUGCAACUCCCAUUAAAAAAAAAAAAAAAUUCAUUAAUUCUACAAUACAAAAUGUUGUUAAAAACAUUUGAAGAUAUUGGCCGUCAGUGCUCAGUAGUAGCUGUAUUUGUGGGUGAAUGCAGUCAUUAAUUAAAAAAAAUAAAAAAUAGUCCCACAGCCAAAUAAAAUCUAUAUACCAUCAUUUAUCUUUGUUUUCAAAUAUAUAUUUAUUAUUAUUAUUAUUAUAUAUAAAAUACUGUUUCAUUCAUAAAAGCCUUUGUACAAUAUGUGUGGAUGUGUGUCAGUGAGUAAAGUAUUAAUUGUAUGGUCAAAAAUAAAAAAAAUACAGACAGCUGAUACCAUUCGCUAACUAUCACGCUAAAAACAAAAGGUGUUUUACACAAUAUACACAUUAUUACUUACAAAAAGGAGAAAAAAGUUAAGACGUAGAAUGUUAGAAAGCGGGCUAUGGCAGAGUUAGUACCAGCAAAUGUGACAAACAAGAAAAUCCAUGGAGAGACAAAAGAUUGAGCAAUAGUUAAAAAAAAAAAAAGCUACUACAAAAACACAUAUUUCGACAUAAGUUACAAUUUGCAAUUCAAAAUAUCAAUGUAUUUUUAUUGUUUGCUUCCUUUGCUACUUUUAUUGUUUUGAAAAUGCUAUAUUCACUAAAAACAACCUAUUGACAUGUUUAGUAAGUUCUAUCGGGUGCUCUGAGCCACCCCCUCCCCUUUGCUCUCCGUGCUAUGUCACUCCCCUUUCAGAGCGCUAAAAUAAUAAUAUUAAAUUGCUGAAACCACCCAAGAACUAGACCACCUAAUUACAGAAAGUAGACUAGGAUUAUUCUGAAUUCAAGUCAUUUUAAUUUAUGUCGAUAUAUUGUUUGCAGCAAGUUUCUAAAGCGAAGCCUGAAGUCAGUGCAUCUCUCAUACCGGAUGUUUGGAAGUUCAAAGUGCCGAUUUGGUAACUGUGGAAACAGUUCACUCCUCAUCAAUUAGGCCCAAAACAAAACAAAAAUAUAAGAAAAAAAUAUAUAGCAGGUAGCAGUUUGUUAAGAAUCACAUUUGUGUUGCACCAACAUGAAAAGUAAAAAAAAAAAAAAGGCUACAAGUAUGUGCAUGUUUCAGUAUUUUAAGAGCACAAUGUGUCUGAAAGCAGUGGUUGGAUAGAGUAAUGAAAUUUAUACUCAAGUAAAAGUACAGUUACAUGACUAAGGGUGCGUUCACACUUGUUGGGUCCUGGUUUGUCCAUGGUAGACCUGGUUUGGCCCGGUUCUUGUCCUGGUGUAGUCCUGAUCUAGUUCAGGAUUAGUUCCAAAAUUAGUCCCAGUUUAGUCCCAGUUUUUAUGUGGUCUAGAUACUAAGUGUGAACGCACCCUAAAAAUCUAAUUAACUACUGUUAUCUAAGUAUUUGUGAUUAUUUUGAAAGCCACUGUUCACUGUAUGUUGGUGACAGUGGAAAUAGGCCUGUCAUGAUAAUUACUACAUGGACUUAUCGUUCAAUAAAUGACUAUAUGGAAUAAUGAUUUUUGAGGGUCGAUAUUAAUUGUGGGAUCUUUGUCUUUUCACAAGUCAGGAAUUCUUUGCUAUUUGAGCUGUGAAGGGAUGAAUAAAUAUCUUCAAA
Messenger RNA from Boleophthalmus pectinirostris (great blue-spotted mudskipper), 4400 nucleotides. RefSeq lists its product as uncharacterized. The transcript has 8 exons. The record is from RefSeq and is a predicted model, not a curated record. NCBI's taxonomy places the organism in Eukaryota, Metazoa, Chordata, Actinopteri, Gobiiformes, Gobiidae. The coding region runs from base 156 to 971 and encodes 271 amino acids.